Molecule: messenger RNA, 3460 nt
Organism: Arabidopsis thaliana (thale cress)
Lineage: Eukaryota; Viridiplantae; Streptophyta; Magnoliopsida; Brassicales; Brassicaceae
Product: Outer arm dynein light chain 1 protein
Exons: 12
Coding region: 684-3326 (880 amino acids)
Source: RefSeq, marked reviewed
GCCAGGUGUUAAUAUCAGUCUUGUCCCAGAUUGUUCGCCAGAGAGAAUAGAAUCAUCCUCGCUGUUUCCUAUUUACCAUUUGUUUCCACCAAUCAUCAUCUUCUCGCAUCAGAGCCAAUCCAUGGCGCUUUCUUUCUUUAGCUCCGUGUAAUUUCUCUAUUCUGACAAGUCAAAUCCCUAAAAACUCCUCGAUUCUCAUGGCCAUCGUUACCGGAGAUCGAUAUCUAGAGAAUCUCCAGAGGUUCCUUGACGAGAAAGCUGAUUUGCUUAUUGAUGGUACCGAUGUCCUCAAGCUUAAUCCCGCGGGUCUUCACUAUGUUCAUCUCCGUCUCGAAUCUCUUCGUGAACUUGAGCUUAUGCUCUCCGGAGCUCCCGUUGACUAUCUCCGUGCCUACGUCUCCGACAUUGGCGAUUUCCGUGCCCUUGAGCAGCUCCGGCGUAUUCUCCGUCUCCUUCCUUCUCUUAAGGUCGUUUCAUCGCUUCCUUCACCGGCUCGUGAUCCUACGCCGCUCUCUCUUCUUCCUUUUUCUAAGCUUAAGGUCUUGGAACUCCGUGGCUGUGAUUUGUCUACUUCUUCUGCUAAGGGAUUGCUAGAACUCAGGCACACUUUGGAGAAGCUGAUCUGCCAUAAUUCCACUUCUGUAGGGAAAUUGAACUAUUAGUAUAUUUGGAAUGGACAAUGAAUGGUGGAAGGUUUUCAUGUCAUUUCUUCAGAGGUUUCAGGACGCUUAAAGGAUGCGUUGCGGCAUGUGUUUGCUAGUAGAAUCGCUGAGAUAAAGGAUUCACCACAGUGGAAUAAGUUGGCUUUCAUUUCUUGUGCUUGUAACCGUCUUGUGCUCAUGGAUGAGUCGUUGCAACUUCUUCCAGCUGUUGAGUCGCUUGAUCUGAGCCGAAACAAGUUUGCAAAGGUGGAUAAUCUUCGGAGAUGUAACAAGUUGAAACACCUUGAUCUAGGUUUCAAUCAACUAAGAAAAAUCUCUCACCUGAGCGAGGUAUCCUGUCACCUUGUUAAACUUGUUUUGAGGAAUAACGCGCUAACUACAUUGCGUGGGAUUGAGAAUUUGAAGUCACUUGAAGGCCUGGAUGUUUCCUUCAAUCUUAUUUCCGACUUCUCGGAACUGGAGUUCCUCGGGAGUCUUUCAUUCUUGACAGACCUCUGGUUGGAAGGAAAUCCAAUUUGUUGUGCUCGAUGGUACAGGGCACAUGUCCUCAGCUACGUUUACCUUCCAAAUGAUUUGAAACUUGAUGGCAAACAUAUUGGGAAUAGAGAAUUUUGGAAGAGGCAGGUUGUUGUUACCCGUAGGAAAAGUCAGCCUGCCAGUUACGGGUUCUACUCUCCGGCUAGAGACGAAGCUGAUGACGAAGGAAGCUUUACUAGAAAAAAGACGAAAAUCUACCGGCUCGCGUCUAUUGAUAGUGAGGAAGAGAGCACCUAUGUGAAUUCUGAUCAAGAGUCUGCUUCAUGUGAACCCGAGACUCAAAGCAAAGAGGAGAAUAUCAAGUCUGAUCAUGAAGCUGAUGUCUUUGGUCUAAUAUGUAAAGUUGAACAGUUGAAGAAAGAGCGUUCUGUUCUUUGGCUUCGGGAAUUUAAGGAGUGGAUAGAUCAUCCAUCCGAGGAUUUUGUGGAUGUCAGCAAAAAUGGGAGCAGUACUGAUUCAGAGCAGAAGUACUACAUGAAGAAUAGAAAUGGCCCAAAACAUCAUGGUGAAACAAUGAGAUAUACACCAGGGCCUCUACCAAGUUUCCAAAUUACAGAUCUAAAUCAGAAGCAUCAAGCAUUUUUUCUUGAUGGGAAGCCAGAUGAAAAUGGAAACAUGUCAACUUUGGAUGCUAGUCAGGAUAUGACAGGAUCAUUUUCACCUUCAUCACCCCCUCAUUAUCAAAAGGAUGUCUUACACCGGCGUCAGAACCUGGUGGAAGAAAUCUUACAGAUAUCAGCAGAUUCUUAUUCAGUGGCUUCGUCUGAUAGUAGCUGCAGUGAAAAUGAAAAUUAUGAUUCUGAGCAAUCAAAUCCUGAACAGGAUACGUUGAAGGAUCAUCUUAGUGGCAAUAGAGGAGAAGACACAAGCUUGCUUGACUCUCAACCAGAGAAGAGUAGCAUCAUAAAGUCUUGGAAGAUAGAGGAUUCGUUCAAAGCGAAGACCACUAAUUUUCUUUCUGGGCUACAUAAAAGUGAGCUUGCUUCUGGUGUUAACCAGAUUUACCGUUGGUUUGACAAAAAGCAAAGCAAGAGGAAGCCUAAAAAAAGAAAUGUUUCUCCACUGGAGGAGUAUAGUUUCAUAAAGAAAGGAGAAACAUCUCAUAGAAGUGAUGCAGAUAUCAUUGAUUCUUGUGAAGAUGAAUAUAUUUCUGAUCAUUUUCAAGAAGGUUCCUUGACUACAGGUUGUAAUAGUAAGAGAAGUACUAGAUUUUUGGAAACUGAAAAAUCCCUUGAAGGAAUGGGUGGUCUAGUGGAGGAAUUUUUUACAACGACACUGUCAGAUUCCAGCAAUGAUGAGACUUGUAGGAUUUACGUUAGUUGUGAUUGCAUACUACAGCAAGAAUCCACCUAUAAGCAACGGGAAGUAGUGUUGCUGCUGAGUAGCCAAGAAAAACUGUAUGUGCUGCUCGUGGGUGUCUCCACUGAUUUACAAGAGAGCAGCUUAAGUUUAUUGUGUUCGCAUACAAUCGGGGAUAUACGAGAUGUCUCAGUUGGUCUAGGACUUCAGGUUGUGAGGCUACGUUUUAGGGAGGAUGCAGAGUACAUUUUCAUGACGGCGAGCAUUGAAAAAACAACAGUUUUACUCAAUAUCAUAAAAUUCUUGGAUUAUCAGGUUACAGAAUCAAAAUUUUCUUUGAAGAGUUUGGAGAAUGUUCAAGUGGAAUUGUUUGAGAAAGAAAUAUGUAGUGGUUUGAAGCUGAGUAUAUUCCAGUAUAUUGUUCUCCAUUUUCAGAGCAGCACUUUUGGAGAAGUGUCAUGGCUUCCACGGUCACUCUUUGUGGCGGGUGGACAUCUUUUCAUAUGCAAUGAAGACUUCAGGCAACUGAGUUUUCUGCCAACAGAUGAUGCUUCUUCAUCCCCAUAUUUCUCACUUGACUCAAGCUGCUCCAUCUCCGACAUAUUUGAGAUGGUUGUUGAAUCAAGAGGAAGCUCGUGCUUGUCACUGAAGGUCAAGCAGAAGGAUUCCACAUUUCAAAGCAGCCAAAAGAGGACAGUGAAUUCAGUAACAUGGAAGCUCAAGUUACUCAGCCCUGAGUGUGUACCCAAAUUUGUGGCUCUAGUAAAUGGACUUCACCCAGAUUCGACAGAAUUCCCAUUGUUCGUAAGGCAUUUGGGUGAGAGAUGAGCCGUAAAUAUUUAGAACUUGACAUUUGUUCAUAACUUCAAAUUCAUUUGAUUCAAUUUGUUCGUGAGUUUUGAUUCAUCUUGUAUAAAGCCCUUGAGGGUCCUGUGGUGUGUCCAAAAUAUUCUUCGAUUUGU